AUGUGGGCAUUCUUGGUUCUCAUAGGUGCUGCAGGUGUUUCUGCUCACCUGCAGGAUCUUGCCUUUGAUGGGCAGAAGGUGUUUCGUGUGAUUCCACAGAAUGAUGAGCAGGUGAAAAUCAUCCAUUCCCUUGCCAGCUACAUGCAGGUUGACUUUUGGAAGCCCGAUUCUGUCACAGUGGUAAGGCCAAAAAUGCAAGUUGAUUUCCGAGUUGAAGCUGACAAGUCUUUUGAGGUUGAAGAUCUUUUGAAAGAAGGUGGAGUGGAGUAUAGAGUUCUGAUUGACAACGUGCAGGCUGCACUGGAUGCCCAGCUUGACAGGAAAGCUCAAACCACCAGCCACAGCUAUGAAAAGUACAAUGACUGGGAAACGAUAGCUGCUUGGACUGCUGACAUCGCUGCUCAGAAUCCUGACCUCAUCUCUCGCAGUGUAAUUGGGGAAACAUACGAAGGACGGUCAAUAUACCUUCUCAAAUUGGGAAAAAGUGGUCAAAAUAAGAAGGCCAUCUUCAUGGAUUGUGGUUUCCAUGCAAGAGAAUGGAUCUCUCCAGCUUUCUGCCAGUGGUUUGUGAAAGAAGCUGUUGAUACCUAUGGAGAAGAUACUGUCAUGACCACACUUCUCAAUAGCUUGGACUUCUAUGUUUUGCCUGUUAUUAAUAUUGAUGGUUACGUUUACACUUGGACAAAUAACCGCAUGUGGAGAAAGACACGCUCUAAAAAUGCUGGUAGCACUUGCAUUGGUGCAGAUCUCAACAGGAAUUUUGAUGCUGGCUGGUGCACUACUGGGGCCUCAAACCAACCCUGUGAUGACACGUACUGUGGCUCCACAGCUGAGUCUGAAAAGGAGGCCAAGGCUUUGGCUGAUUUUAUUCGUGAACAUCUUUCUACAAUCAAGGCAUACUUGACGAUUCACUCCUACUCCCAGAUGCUUCUGUUUCCUUAUUCGUAUUCUUACCAAUUACCAUCGAAUUACGAGGAACUGAAUUCCAUUGCUAAAGCUGCAUCCAAACAGCUGGCCAGUUUAUAUAAUACUGAUUAUUCGUGCGGCCCAGGAGCUACAACAAUCUAUCCCGCUGCAGGGGGCUCUGAUGACUGGGCUUACGACCAAGGCAUCAAGUACUCUUUCACUUUUGAGCUCCGAGACACUGGUAGAUAUGGUUUUCUUCUCCCUGAAUCUCAAAUACAGCCAACUUGUGAAGAGACUCUACUUGCUGUUAAACAUAUUGCCAAUUAUGUCCUUGAGCACUUGUAUUAG
Molecule: messenger RNA, 1254 nt
Organism: Opisthocomus hoazin
Lineage: Eukaryota; Metazoa; Chordata; Aves; Opisthocomiformes; Opisthocomidae
Gene: CPB1
Product: carboxypeptidase B1
Biological process (GO): proteolysis
Molecular function (GO): metallocarboxypeptidase activity; zinc ion binding
Source: RefSeq, a predicted model, not a curated record